CCAAAAUUUCUAGAGCAUCAAGUGAGAGUUAGGGACCUAAUUGUGAAGAAAUACUAUUAAUGAACUUAAUGGCAAAAAAAAAAUUUUCAAAGUUUAGGGACUAAAAAGAAAGGAGAUUAGGAUAAGGAUCAAGGCUGAUAUUUUUAUCCUCAGCCACGUGUUUUGCUCUUCAUCUUCAUUUUUCCUCUCCUCUGUCGACCGAAGCUCACCUAAGCCACCGACUCAUCCCCUUUGAGAAAAAUUGGUAACAAACUUGAUUUUUCCCUUCCUUUUCUUGUUAAAGAACUGAUUUUAGGACCUAGAACCCUCCCUUUGAAGUGGGAAUUUCAGAUCUGCUCUGUUUCUUCCCUUGGUCUGUCCGCUGUUCUGCUGGGUGUGAAUCCUUCGGGAUUUUUGGUAAGAACCAGCUUCAAGUUCAUCUCUUUAGCUUUAAUUUGGCUUGGGUCACUCUAAUCCCUUUUGUUUCUUGCAAUUUUGUGGUAGUUUUCAUGAUUUCUCCUCCAGUCUCUGUCGGCCUCCAUACCCGCCAGCCCCGGUUUUGGCUGCUGGAAAAAUACUGGUUCUUGAUCGUUCUGUUAGUUCAGUACAUGAAUUGAGUGCUCAGUUUUGCGGAGUGAGGUAAGUAAAUUAUGGUAAAGCCCGUAAAUGUUGAAGAAUAUUUUAAUUGUUUUCUGAGAUGGUGGCGAGGUUUAAAUGGAUUUAUUUGCAUUUGAGCAUGAUUAAAAAGGGAAUUUGAACUUUUAUUAUUUUCCUUCUUUUCUAGAAGUGAGCAUGCCCACAUGAGAUUCUUUGGUUUAUUUUUUAACGUGAGAACGAUUGUGAAUCGUGGUUUCUGUAAAUCUUGCUUGGUUUUGUCUCCGAUAUGGUCAUGUUAUUCGUGUGCCCGCUAGUGGGAGGUUUAUAAACGCUAGCACAUGUCGACAUGUUAUUGAUAGAACCGGUUCACUCGUGGCCCUACUAGUGGGGAUUAUACACUAGUACUCGUGUGCUUGCCAGUGGGAGGUUUAUAACACUGGCCAUGACUAAUAGAGGAGACCACUACGUGAUUUUAUUUUGCAUUAAUGAUUUGUUAUUAAAACGCUCUGUUCUUGAAACGCUCUGUUCAUGUUUCAACCGAUUAUUUGGCAUGCUUUAAACUUUGAUGUCGGGCCCCCAUGUUUACUUACUGAGAUAUUUUAUCUCAUGAUUUUCCCUUGUCCACCAUUUCAGGUAGUAUGACCCGAGACAUGGAAACCAUUGGGAGUGACGAGUUAGAAGGCUAGCCAUUUCGAGAUUGAUAUAAUUUUAGAAAUAAAUCAUGUUUCUUGGAAGAUAGAUUGUACCUUGAAUUUUAUGGUAUUAAAACAGAUUUUGCGAGAAUAGAGUUUGGGAUUUGAAUAAGUUCCGAGCCUUGUGUUUUUGUGAGACCCGUCUCACGAGUGCACAGCGUCUGUCGCGCCUCGGAUUUGGGUUCUAGGGCGUGACAGAUUUAGUGGUAUCAGAGCUUAGGUUUAAUUAAGAUUUUGUGAUGUCAGAGUCUAGGUUUAAUUAAAUACCUAGGAUUUGUUUUGGAUUUGGCUAGCCAAUGGAUCUUAGAACCGUGGUGAGACGAGUGAUGGGGUUAGACAAGGGACAAUUUUGAUUGUAAAUGUUGGUGAAAUUGAUCUAGUUCUGGAACUUUUAGUUUGGAUGAUAAACUGAGAUGAUAAUGGUAAAUCUGGAAAUUGUGUUUGGAGAUUUUAAUGCUCUGUUGAUAAAAAUUCUUGCAAAAUUGAUUGACUUAGUUUUAUGGUUCCUUGUGUCAUUGUAUCUUCUGAUGAUGUAUUGUGCUUAGGCUCAAAUCUGUUUUGCAUUUAGCCUUACCGUUUUGGGUGUGUGAUGAAGAGGGACUCUAAGCUUUUCAGCUCCUCCCCUCUUCUUCCACUCCGGAUAUCAUUUCCAAUUCUUGAUGCUUUUUGUUCUCUAAAUCUCCAGUCCCCUUCAGUUUUUGGAGUGGUUGAUGAUUUUAGUGUCUGUGUGAAUCUGCUUGUAAGCUUUUGUUUCAGACUUAAAACAAGUUAUUUUGCAUUCGUAAUGGUAAUUAAAUUGGUUCGUUUCUCGUGUUUCAAUCGUAUGACUCUGGUUCAAUACAUCUGUUUGAUACUUGAUGAUUUUUGAGUGGAUAACUUGAUUCGCCUGUGUAAUGAACUUAGAUGUGAAGU
Messenger RNA from Rubroshorea leprosula, 2180 nucleotides. Lineage: Eukaryota; Viridiplantae; Streptophyta; Magnoliopsida; Malvales; Dipterocarpaceae. The record is from the annotation of a GenBank genome assembly.